AUGGAUUCCGGCGGCAACAUUCAGGCCGAGGCAACCGACAACGUUAGGGCUUCCGGCCGUCACAACGACGGCGAUCCCAACGAGAAAGACCCAGUGAGCGAAUGGUCCAGAAGACUACCUGAGAGAUCUCUGGGACAAGAUGAGCGAAAUACAAAAGACGAAUACCGUGGCCUGGACGACUUGGUUCAGAACAUUCAAGGGUUUACCACCGUUGCCGGCUCUUCUAGAGCCGAGCUUCUGCAGUUCAUUAUCCUUAUGGCGCGGUUUGGAGACAAGGGCCCCAAGCACCCUGUCAAACUUCUCGACUUCGUCGAUGACAACGGCCACGAUAUGUACGAUUUUCCGAAGGAGAUGAACCACAAGUUAGCGGAUGUCGGCAAAAGAACCACAGCGCGCGUCAUCCGCCUCCACUGCUACCAACAGAACGUCGCCGACAUGGCUGAGGACGACUGGUCUGAGGACUCUCUCGAGUACCAGCAUAUGGCGUAUAACUGCGAGGGAAUCGACGAGUGCUUCAUGCUCUGGCACUCACUGGCAUUCCUCGGGGCCUCGGCCAGCAGUUAUCAAGAGUUGCUUGAGAAGGACCGGGAGGGGUCUCUCGACCUGCAUCAGGCUGUGUAUCAACACUACGAGGAGCAUCGUAAUGAAUUCCUCGAUCUCAAGAUGGUGAUGGACAACCCCGACAACUGUGUGGCAUAUCACCAGGGAGAACGUGGGACAAAGGCCAAGAUCAGGACCGAAAUCAGGAGACUCGUUUUCCAGCUCUACGCAAAGUUCUGGGACGAGUUCAGCGGCUUCAUCGUGACCACAACUCUCCCCGGCAACUCUCCAAAUUUCGCUCGGAGUUUCAACGCCGACAUCUGCAUCGUUGAUAACCAUACGACAACCAAAGAUCUCAUUUCGAUCAUCCGACAUCACAAACCUUCUCUGCUUUUGACAAUCGGGGAUCCACAUGGGAUUGCCCCUCAUGCGCGCUAUAUUCUGAGCCUCCGGGCUCUAACGCCAUGUUGGAGCCGCAAGCGCGCAGCGCGGGCUGUGCAUCUAAUGACGAACACGGCCGGAUGGCCGCCCACAGCUUCGUCGUCACCAAGCCGGAAAGCUUGA
Messenger RNA from Parathielavia appendiculata, 1104 nucleotides. RefSeq lists its product as uncharacterized. The record is from RefSeq and is a predicted model, not a curated record. The transcript is spliced from 4 exons. Bases 1 to 1104 code for a protein of 367 amino acids. NCBI's taxonomy places the organism in Eukaryota, Fungi, Ascomycota, Sordariomycetes, Sordariales, Chaetomiaceae.